Callithrix jacchus (white-tufted-ear marmoset) is the source of this 3682-nucleotide messenger RNA. RefSeq names its product ATPase secretory pathway Ca2+ transporting 2 (gene ATP2C2). Gene Ontology annotation, biological process: calcium ion transport. The record is from RefSeq and is a predicted model, not a curated record. Gene Ontology annotation, molecular function: ATP binding; ATP hydrolysis activity; P-type calcium transporter activity. Gene Ontology annotation, cellular component: membrane. Lineage: Eukaryota; Metazoa; Chordata; Mammalia; Primates; Cebidae.
CAAGGGCAGGUAGACGGCUACUUGGUAACCCGGGCUGGCCCAGGAGGCUUGGGCGCGUGCAGCCAGCCCGGGCCUCGCCGGGGACCGAGGGACGCAGGCAGCGCCUGCGCCUGCUCACCAUGGUCGAGGGACGCGUCUCCAAGUUCCUGAAGAAACUCGGCUUCUCGGGUGGGGGCCGGGAGUACCAGGCGCUGGAGAAGGACGAGGAGGAAGCCUUGAUUGAUGAACAGAAUGAGCUGAAAGCCAUCGAAAAAGAGAAGAAGGUGACAGCCCUGCCCCCCAGGGAAGCGUGCAAAUGCCAUAAAGAGGAUUUGGCCGAAGUGUUUUGUGUGGACUUACACACUGGGCUGUCGGAGUUCUCAGUGGCGCAGCGCCGGCUGGUCCAUGGCUGGAAUGAGUUCGUCGCCGACACUACCGAACCCGUGUGGAAGAAAUACUUGGAUCAGUUUAAGAACCCCCUGAUCCUGCUGCUGCUGGGCUCUGCCCUGGUGAGCGUCCUUACCAGGGAGUACGAGGACGCCGUCAGCAUCGCCACGGCAGUGCUCAUCGUGGUCACUGUGGCCUUCGUCCAGGAGUACAGGUCGGAGAAAUCUCUGGAAGAGCUGACCAAGCUGGUUCCUCCAGAAUGCAACUGCCUAAGAGAAGGGAAACUCCAGCAUCUGCUUGCCCGAGAACUGGUUCCUGGAGAUGUGGUAUCUCUCUCAAUUGGAGACCGGAUCCCUGCAGACAUCAGACUCACUGAGGUCACGGACCUCUUGGUGGAUGAAUCCAGUUUCACCGGGGAAGCCGAGCCAUGCAGUAAAACAGACAGCCCCUUGGCAGGCGGCGGGGACUUCACCACCCUGAGCAACAUUGUCUUCAUGGGGACCUUGGUGCAGUAUGGGAGGGGCCAGGGGGUCGUCAUUGGAACAGGGGAAAGCUCUCAAUUUGGAGAAGUGUUUAAGAUGAUGCAGGCGGAAGAGACACCUAAAACUCCUCUGCAGAAAAGCAUGGACAGGCUAGGAAAGCAACUGACACUCUUCUCCUUUGGCAUAAUUGGUCUCAUCAUGCUCAUUGGCUGGUUGCAAGGGAAACAGCUCCUCAGUAUGUUCACGAUUGGGGUCAGCCUGGCUGUGGCGGCCAUUCCAGAGGGUCUGCCCAUUGUCGUCAUGGUGACGUUGGUCCUCGGAGUGCUGCGGAUGGCCAAGAAGCGUGUCAUCGUGAAGAAGUUACCCAUCGUGGAGACUUUAGGUUGCUGCAGCGUUCUCUGUUCUGAUAAGACGGGAACUCUGACUGCCAACGAAAUGACGGUGACCCAGCUUGUAACAUCGGAUGGGCUUCAUGCCGAGGUCAGUGGAGUUGGGUAUGAUGGCCAAGGGACUGUGUGUCUUCUACCAUCCAAGGAAGUCAUUAAGGAAUUUUCCAAUGUCUCGGUGGGAAAAUUAGUGGAGGCGGGCUGUGUCGCCAACAACGCAGUCAUCAGAAAGAACACCGUGAUGGGGCAGCCCACCGAGGGUGCCCUGAUGGCCCUGGCGAUGAAGAUGGAUUUAAGUGAUAUUAAAAAUUCAUAUAUAAGGAAAACAGAGAUUCCAUUCAGUUCAGAGCAGAAGUGGAUGGCAGUGAAAUGCAGUCCGAAGACCGAGGAUCAGGAAGACAUUUACUUCAUGAAGGGGGCCUUGGAGGAGGUGAUUCGCUACUGCACAACGUACAACAAUGGAGGCAUCCCCCUGCCGCUGACGCCCCAGCAGAGGUCAUUCUGCCUGCAGGAAGAGAAGAGGAUGGGGUCGCUCGGUCUGCGGGUGCUGGCCCUGGCUUCUGGGCCCGAGCUGGGACAGCUGACAUUCCUGGGUCUCGUGGGCAUCAUCGAUCCCCCGAGGGCUGGCGUGAAGGAAGCAGUUCAGGUUCUCUCCGAGUCAGGCGUGUCCGUGAAGAUGGUAACAGGAGAUGCUCUGGAGACGGCCUUGGCCAUAGGAAGAAACAUUGGCCUCUGCAACAGGAAGCUGCAAGCCAUGUCCGGGGAGGAGGUGGACGGCGUAGAGAAGGGCGAGCUGGCCGACCGCGUGGGGAAGGUGUCCGUGUUCUUCAGGACCAGCCCAAAGCACAAGCUCAAAAUCAUCAAGGCUCUGCAGGAGUCAGGGGCGAUCGUGGCCAUGACUGGGGAUGGCGUGAAUGAUGCAGUGGCCCUGAAGUCUGCAGACAUCGGGAUCGCCAUGGGGCAGACAGGGACGGACGUCAGCAAAGAGGCGGCCAACAUGAUCCUGGUGGACGAUGACUUCUCAGCCAUCAUGAAUGCAGUGGAGGAAGGGAAGGGGAUUUUUUACAACAUCAAAAACUUCGUCCGCUUCCAGCUGAGCACGAGCAUCUCCGCCCUGAGUCUCAUCACUCUGUCCACCGUGUUCAACCUGCCCAGCCCUCUCAACGCCAUGCAGAUCCUGUGGAUCAACAUCAUCAUGGACGGGCCCCCUGCGCAGAGCCUGGGGGUAGAGCCCGUUGACAAAGACGCCCUCAGGCAGCCACCACGGAGCGUGGGGGACACCAUCCUCAGCAGAGCCCUCAUCCUGAAGAUCCUCAUGUCCGCGGCCGUCAUCAUCAGUGGGACCCUCUUUAUCUUCUGGAAGGAGAUGCCUGAAGACAGAGCAAGCACUCCCCGCACCACCACGAUGACAUUCACUUGUUUCGUGUUUUUCGAUCUCUUCAACGCAUUGACCUGCCGCUCUCAGACCAAGCUAAUAUCUGAGAUCGGCUUUCUCAGGAACCGCAUGUUCCUCUACUCCGUCCUUGGGUCCAUCCUGGGGCAGCUGGUGGUCAUUUACAUCCCCCCGCUGCAGAGGGUCUUCCAGACAGAGAACCUGGGAGCACUUGGUGAGUGGCGGGGACUUGAACUGGUGACCCAGACCAGGGCCGUGGUGGGUGGCAGCUGCCAGGUGGGGAACCCCAGCCCAGGAGGGGUCAGUGCAGCUCAUCAGGAGCCGGCUCCCUCUUGGGGCUCUUCUGUCCUUACAGGGAGGGACUCUAACGUGGGUGAUAUGAGGGGGGCAUAGAGGAUACACAGAAACUCCCAGGAAGAUGCCCCUCGCUCUGGAGUAGGGUCUGGGGCCCAAAGGGCAUCGGGAUCCCAGGCAUCGGCUGGAGGCUCAGAGCGCGUGCAGGGAGGCAGAAGGGAGCCGAGCGAGGCCGAAACUCAGCCUGGGGUGUGCCCUCACCUGGGGUGUGCCCUCAGCCUGGGGUGUGCCCUCACCUGGGGAGCCUGGAUUUGACCCUGGGGCUGGUAGCAUGACUUAGAGAUCUGCUCCCCUGAAGACAGGGAGCUGGGCUGUCUUCCAGUUUGGGCCGAAAUGGACAUGACUCAGGCACGAUGGCUUUCCAAGGGCACACACCCUGGUGUGGACUCCCUGACGUCCUCAGCCAAUCGAGCGUGGCAACUUUCUCUGAAGCUUCACUGAGGGGAGGGCUGGGUGGAAGUCAGGAGCGAGUCAUUCGACCCCACCCUUCUUCCCAGGAUGCUGAUGGCCACUCCCAGUCUGGAGUAGAGGACAAGGGAGGCAGCCCCCAUGGGCCGAUCCCCCAUGGCAGGGCUGAGUGGAUCAUGGUAUUAUCCAUCAGGCCAGAGGCUGUAGUGACAACGGUCCUUAUGACCUCUAGCCCAGACUGGGCUGCUCAGCUCUGCCUUGUCUUCCAAAAAGCAGUGUCAGUGUGGGUCACC